Messenger RNA from Hibiscus syriacus, 1066 nucleotides. RefSeq names its product nuclear transcription factor Y subunit B-8-like. Gene Ontology annotation, cellular component: CCAAT-binding factor complex; nucleus. Gene Ontology annotation, molecular function: DNA-binding transcription activator activity, RNA polymerase II-specific; RNA polymerase II cis-regulatory region sequence-specific DNA binding; protein heterodimerization activity. Gene Ontology annotation, biological process: regulation of transcription by RNA polymerase II. Bases 172 to 657 code for a protein of 161 amino acids. The record is from RefSeq and is a predicted model, not a curated record. The transcript is spliced from 7 exons. Lineage: Eukaryota; Viridiplantae; Streptophyta; Magnoliopsida; Malvales; Malvaceae.
AAUAACUCAACCAACGGUGUUGAUAAACCUCAUUCGCUCAUCCGAGUCGUCUCCACUCUGCUAUCUUCUCCAGCGUCCGAUCCCCUCUUUCCUCCCAUCCGUAAUCCAAUCUCACCAUCUCCCGCCCUUUUUAUUUCCUUUUUCAUUUUCCCUUCACUUAGGAUUUUCGCCAUGGCUGAGGCACCGGCUCCGGCGAGUCCCGGUGGAGGAAGUCACGAGAGCGGUGAGCAGAGCCCGAGGUCCAACGUGCGAGAACAAGAUAGGUAUCUUCCUAUUGCUAACAUUAGUCGUAUCAUGAAGAAGGCGCUUCCUGCCAACGGGAAGGUCGCUAAAGAUGCUAAAGAGACUGUGCAAGAGUGCGUCUCCGAAUUCAUCAGCUUCAUCACCAGCGAAGCUAGCGACAAGUGUCAGAAGGAGAAGAGGAAGACGAUUAACGGGGAUGAUCUGCUAUGGGCUAUGGCAACUUUAGGGUUUGAAGAUUACAUCGAUCCGCUUAAGAUUUACCUUUCCAGAUAUCGUGAGAUGGAGGGUGAUACCAAGGGCUCGGCUAAAGGUGGAGAUGCAUCUGCUAAGAAAGAUGUCCAACCAAGCCCAAAUGCCCAGCUUGCUCAUCAAGGUUCAUUCUCGCAAGGUUUUAGCUAUGGGAAUUCUCAAUAACGAAGCUGUCUGAUGGUUCUGAUCCAAGGCACCGAGUAGAGAUCACCCCUACGGCAAUUCCAAUCAUCUAAACCCCGUUGAAUAUCAUAAUCCGGUGCUGCAACAAAUUCCUGUUUGAUGUGAAAACUGACAUUUUGGAUGAUUUGCAUUCACCUAUCUUGUAAGUUUCUAUAUUCUAGUAAUGUUUGUAUGUCAGAUGUUCUUUGUAAUAGAUUCUCGUUUCACAGAACUGUGUAAAUCUUAGGGGGGGGGGGGGUUCAUUUAGAUUUGAGCUCAGGGGAGGGCACAUUAUAUCUGUUGUGUUAGUGAUAUUUCUUACGUACUCGUGCUUUUCUUCACCCUAUUAUUCUGACUUUGGAGGCAAGAUGGUAAGGUCGUUUAUCAUUGUUAUGGAUUGGGUAAAUUAUUA